This is a messenger RNA of Brassica napus (rape), 1459 nucleotides long. RefSeq names its product probable LRR receptor-like serine/threonine-protein kinase At3g47570. Bases 507 to 977 code for a protein of 156 amino acids. The record is from RefSeq and is a predicted model, not a curated record. Gene Ontology annotation, biological process: protein phosphorylation. Gene Ontology annotation, molecular function: protein kinase activity; ATP binding. NCBI's taxonomy places the organism in Eukaryota, Viridiplantae, Streptophyta, Magnoliopsida, Brassicales, Brassicaceae. The transcript has a single exon.
AAUCAAAAUGUUAUAAAUGUCUUUUACCUUUCAUUAAAGAUGAAGGUAAAAAUGGUUAGUAUAAAUAUGAAAAGUGGUACUUUGAAAAUAAUAUUUUUGGCAAUUUCCCUAAAAAUAACGCAAAAAAUUUCCAAUACAAAGCUAUUAUGCCCACCCAUAGCAAAGGGCCUAAUUGGAUAUGAUCUUGUAAAGAAAACAUGCUCGGAUAGGAGUUGGUACCACAUAUGAACUUGCAGCCGUUGUUUCAAAUUGGUUGGGCAUUACUUGCGAUUUUAUAAGCAAUAAAAACACCACACAGCUCAUCAUUGUGGUCCAUGAAUUCAAAACUUUGUCGUCAACUGUGGAAGCUAGAUAGUAAGUUAUGGAGAUAUUCGAAAUGCAACAAAUGGCUUCUCUCCGAGUAACUUGAUUGGGUCAGGCAGUUUUGUACUGUGUUUAAAGCAGUGCUCCCUGCAGAGAACAAUAUUGUUGCAGUGAAAGUUCUAAAUCUGCAGAAACGUUGAGCCAUGGAGAGCUUUAUGGCAGAAUGGUCAUUGAAGGACAUAAGGCACCGUAAUCUUGUGAAACUGUUGACGGCUUGUUCGAGUCUUGAUUUUCAAGGAAACGAAUUCAGAGCUCUCGUUUAUGAGUUUAUGCCUAAUGGAAGCUUAGAUAUAUGGCUGCACCCGGAGAAAGCGGAAGCGAUUCACAGGCCCUCAAGAACAUUGACACUUCUUGAAAGACUUAACAUUGCCAUAGAUGUUGUUUCUGUUUUGGACUAUCUCCAUGUUCAUUGUCAUGAACCUAUAGCUCACUGUGAUCUUAAGCCGGGCAACAUCCUUCUUGACAUUGAUCUAGUCGCCCAUGUUAGUGAUUUUGGUCUAGCUCACCUCCUCCAAAAAUUCGACCAAGAGUCAAUCCUCAUUGAACUCAGCUCGGCCGGUGUCAGAGGAACCAUUGGUUAUGCCGCACCAAGUAAAGGCAUUGCACAACUAUAAUGUUUACAUAAUUAAUACUAGUAUAAUUUUGUUUAUGUGAAUUAUGGUGCAGAAUAUGGAUUGGGAAGACAACCAUCAAUACAUGGUGAUGUGUAUAGCUUUGUUUUGGAAAUGUUCACUAGAAAACGACCAACCAAUGAGUUAUUUGGGGGAAACAUUAGCCUCCACAGCUACACUAAGUCGGCAUUGCCGGAACUGAAAGAGUAUUGGACGUUGCAGACAAAUCGAUGACUAAAGAAGGGUUUAGAUGACUUACAUGAUUGGGGAAGAGAUUUGGAGGAUUUGGAGGAUUUGGGGUCGGAGUCACAGAUUUGUGAGAGAGAGAGAGAGAGGAGUAAGACCGCAAAGAUUGCAGAGGAGAAGAGAAAAAAUGAGGAAGAAGAAGAAGGGUCGGCUUAUGUAUUAAAAAUAAACCGACAGACAGUUUCCGUCAGAAUUCGGUCGGUUCUAUUUUAAGCGGUUAAUCAAAUAAAUUUCGCAAA